This is a messenger RNA of Fukomys damarensis (Damara mole-rat), 1103 nucleotides long. It is a transcript of the gene Snx22, whose product is annotated as sorting nexin 22. The transcript is spliced from 6 exons. Gene Ontology annotation, molecular function: phosphatidylinositol phosphate binding. The annotation marks the transcript as partial. The record is from RefSeq and is a predicted model, not a curated record. Lineage: Eukaryota; Metazoa; Chordata; Mammalia; Rodentia; Bathyergidae.
CUCACGCACGCCUCCCGCCAGGUGUUCCGCGUGGAGGUGCGGUGCCGCGGGCGGAGGCAUUGGGUGCACAGGCGCUACAGCGAGUUCCACGCGCUGCACAAGCGGAUCAAGAAACUGUACAAAGUUCCAGACUUCCCGUCGAAGCGCCUGCCCAACUGGAGGACCAGGAGCCUGGAACAGCGGCGGCAGGGUUUGGAGGCCUAUAUCCAGGGCAUCCUGUACCUGAACCAAGAUGUGCCCAAGGAGUUACUGGAAUUCCUGAGACUCCGACACUUCCCAGUGGACCCCAAGGCCAGCAGCUGGGGCACCCUGGGGGAAUUCCUGCCUAGCAACAACAGCAGCUCACAGAUGCACCAUCGGCCCGUCAUCAGCUUCUGCAGGGACCCCUACAUUUGCAUCCCUUCUGCAGCGCCUCUGCCUGAUGUGGUGGUGAACGGUGUGCUCCAGGGCCUCUACGGAUUCAGCACCAGCCCAGCACCAGCCCAGCAAAAGGCUGACUGUAACCCUGCUCCUCUGCCACUCAUGCCCUGAUGAGUCCAGUAGCCUCAGGGUCACCUGUGAGGAGAGCCAUGUGCCUCAGUCCUGUAAGGGCCACUCAAGGAGCCAAGGCUGUUUCUUUUGUCCUGGACCCAGGAAUCUACCAUGCCUUGUCCUGUAAAGUCUCUGAAGUGGGCAUGCCUGGCUGGGGUGGUCUUAGCGCCCAGGGGCCAAGGCAGGGCAAGGAGAUGAGGAAUAAAGGGAAAGAAAAUUUAAGAGGUGGAUGGGAGACAUAGGUACAGAAGGGGGGGUGCAGUAAGGCUGAGGCACAGUAGCUUACAAAGUUUGGCAGUCUAGGGAUAGGGCAAACGCCCACUGUCACAGCAGAAUCCUGAUACAGUGGGAUAGACUCGGGGUGGGGACUACAGACCUGAGCCAGCCCACACACAGGUUAUUAAAAAACCCCACUUUUUUAUUGGUCAGCAUUGAUACCAGUAGACUGUUACAAAAUUGGGCCUGCAUAAUGUGAGGCAAGUGGUCCGCUUGGUCAGGUGCCAGCACCGGGCCAAUAAAGCACAGAGCCUGGGGCUGGGUUACCUUCACCCUCAUGAGGGCAGCGGGGCUGG